GUAAAUCUCAAUAAGAAAACAGACCGUACCGGCGAACUACUAAGAGAUGUGGAAAAUGAACACACAAAGUUUAGAACCACAUUGUAUUUGCAAAUGUAUGCCUGGUUAACAGCUGUUUAUAUAUUAACUAUAUUAUAUGAAUAAGAACGGUGCUUUGCCUAUAUGAAAUGUAUAGGCUUGUUAAACUCCACCCUCUCUCCCUGCUGUCUAUAUAUACUGAACGUGUGCGCGUCCCAGUAUGUAUUGAAGACCCUGGAGCGUCGUGGUCCGGUCCUGUCUGGGCACAGCACUAUGGUUCACACUUGUAACGUUAGCGCCUCACCGGAUCCAUGAAUACCCAGCUGCCUACACUCCGGGCUUGUGGAAGACCAGAGUGAAGAUGGUGCAGAAAUACCAGUCACCGGUCCGGGUUCACAAGUACCCCUUUGAAAUGGUCAUGGCGGCCUAUGAAAGGAGGUUUCCGACCUGCCCCCAGAUCCCAGUGUUCCUGGGCAGCGAGAUUCUCAGUGAAAGCAGGAGUGAGGACGGAUCUCUCCACGUUCUGGAACGGAGCUGCAAACUCAAUGUGGACGCGCCUCGGCUCCUCAAAAAGAUCGCAGGUGUGGAGUAUGUCUACUUCAUUCAGAAAAACACAUUAAACUGGAAGGAGCGGACGCUGCUCAUCGAAGCACGAAAUGAAACCUUUUCCAGCAGAGUCACCGUCAACGAGACCUGCAGUUAUAGUGUCCACCCUGAAAACGAAGACUGGACCUGUUUUGAGCAGUCUGCCUCCUUGGAUAUUAAAUCCUUCUUUGGCUUCGAGAACACUGUGGAGAAGAUUGCAAUGAAACAGUACACUGCCAACAUCAAGCGGGGUAAAGAAGUGAUCGAGUAUUAUCUGAACGAGCUGAGAGUGGAGGGUGUGGCUGUGAUUCCCCGCUGGCACCCCCCGGAGGAGAGAAUCCAGGCUCCACCCAGCCUGCCUCGCCUCGCCUCUCUCCCAGAGUCCCGGGCGGAGGUGGAGCUGCUGGAACCCAGCAGCACAGAGCCGACUGCGUCCGAUGCAGACAAGUUGCAUGCAGAUUACAUUGAGCGGUACCUGGGCCAGCUGACCCCGAUGCAGGAGAGCGGUCUGAUUCAGCUGAGACGCUGGCUGCAGGAAACACACAAAGGAAAGUCAGAAGCUGGUGAAUGGAAACCAGAAAAGAUCCCUAAAGAUGAGCACAUCCUGCGCUUCCUGCGCGCCCGGGACUUCAGCGUGGACAAGGCACGCGAGAUGCUGUGCCAGUCGCUCACAUGGCGCAAGCAGUACCAGGUGGACUAUAUCCUGGAGAUGUGGCGGCCGCCCAGCUUCCUGGAGGAGCACUACGGGGGAGGGUGGCACUUCCACGACCGGGACGGGCGCCCGCUGUACAUCCUGCGCCUCGGACAGAUGGACACCAAAGGGUUGGUAAAAGCUUUGGGAGAAGAGGCGCUGCUGAGACAUGUUUUAUCGAUCAAUGAAGAGGGACAGAAAAGAUGCGAGGAAAAUACGAAGAUAUUCGGUCGACCGAUCACGUCUUGGACCUGCCUGGUGGACCUCGAAGGGUUAAACAUGAGGCACCUGUGGAGGCCGGGGGUGAAAGCUCUCCUGCGGAUCAUUGAAGUCGUUGAAGCCAAUUACCCCGAGACCCUGGGCCGGCUCCUGAUUGUCCGAGCGCCGCGCGUCUUCCCUGUGCUCUGGACCCUGGUCAGCCCCUUUAUAAAUGACAACACCCGCCAGAAGUUCCUCAUCUACAGCGAGAGUUGCUACCAGGGAGCAGGGGGGCUGGUAGACUACAUUGGCAAGGAGAUUAUUCCAGAUUUCUUGGGAGGAGAGUGUCUGUGUAACGUCCCGGAAGGAGGGCUGGUGCCCAAGUCUCUGUACCAAACUGAGGAGGAGCUGGAGAGCCUGGAUCACAUCAGACUCUGGACUGAGACCAUCUAUCAGUCUGCAAGCAUCUUCAAAGGAGCGCCGCACGAGAUUGUUCUUGAGAUUCUAGAAGGUUGCUCGGUGAUCACCUGGGACUUUGACAUCCUGAAAGGUGACGUGGUCUUUAACAUAUUCCACUCGAAGCUCUCGCCCCAGACCAUGAGGAAGGACCCGGCAGUGCUGCCCCCCAUAGGAAACAACGUGCAGCUGAUUGAGAGGAGCUGGGUGCUGGGGGCAGAUUAUAGCAUGGUGGAGUCCCCCCUCUCGUGCAGGGAGGGGGAGAGCAUUCAGGGCUCUCACAUCACGCGCUGGCCUGGCUUCUACAUCCUGCAGUGGAAGAUGAAGGGGCAUCCGUUCUGCACAGCCUCAGCGCUGCCCCGCGUGGACGACGUGCUCGCCACCUUGCAGGUCUCCUCUCACAAGUGCAAAGUUAUGUACUACACCGAGGUGCUGGCGUCCCAGGACUUCAGGGGGUCGAUGACGAGUCUUGAGUCGUGUCACAGUGGAUUCUCGCAGCUCAGUGUGAGCACCACGUCUUCCAGCCAAUCACAGAGCAGCUCCCUCAUCUCCAGAUAGUGCUGAGCGAACAUGUGGAGGAGGGGGAGCGAGUGCAACAUGAGAUAUACAAUGAAAGGACUGCUGACAAGGACAGUGACUUCCAGUGACCCUGGAGCAGGUAUUGAGAACAAUACAAGCACUUGAACUCAAAUCACUGGGCAGAAUUCAAAAGUCGUAGCGCUUCUCACUUUGCUUACUUGCUUUAGAUACUAACUUACUUGCGAUCCCUGUGCUGUGAUUCUGGUUUACGUAGAUACAGUAAAACAUAAUUAAUCUAUCUAUGUGCUGAACUAUAAAGAUGCACUUUAAAGGUAACAAUUGCACGUUUGACAAAGAAUGAUUUAACAAGAACACCUGCUGCAGAUUUUAGAGUAGAGCUCUCUGUGUUCAGCGCCUCUCCAGAUACUGUUUGAGAGGUCAGGGUAAUCCUGGGAGAAAAUCUUUACAGUAACUACUGUGAGGAUGAACUAGCGACAAGCCUCUACCUCACUGAUUCAGCAGACACACUUUUAAAAUGCAGUGGGGUUUUAUAAAUAAUUAAAAUAACUUGUUUUAAAACUAAACUAAAUAUGGUGGCUUCACCGUACUGCACACACAAUGCAUUGAGCGAUAACAGAAAUUAUUUGCAAAGAUUUGAUUCAUUAAGAAACUUGCUUACACUGUAUGAGUUGUGCCUGUAUGAAUGCUGCAGGGUAACGAUAUGCUUAGUGUGUUCCUCCUGUUUCAGCUAGAGAAUAGUGCUGCUUUCUCUCAGAAGCAUUUACUUGUAUAAUACAUCUUACAUCAAUCUUAACAAAAGGGUCAUUAAGCCAGUACAAGUACCAAUAUACUGUGGAAGAUUUAUAUAAAUUCAAAAUACAUUUAUUUCAGUGUGUUGUGUCACCUCAAGCCAGUUUUGUAGAGUUUGUGGGAAAUCAAAUGAAAUUCUGGGUUUUUUAAAUGGUGUAUAAUUUUGUAGUACUAAAAGGGCUUUUUGUAUGAUGUUAGCAAUAACAUUAUUAAUUUUAUUUAUUUGAAAAUUCUUUAUUCAGGAAAGCCAUAUGAGCUAGUUUAGCUUGUUUUCAUAGACGUCCUGGCAAGGGCAAUACAUUUACAGCUUUCCACAAAGACAAGAGACACCAUAAACACAAUCAAUCAGUAAUAAAUAAAUAAACAAAUAUAAAACGCAGAGCAGUUCAGUAAAAUCAUACAGGGCUCGGAUAAAUACUCGUACAGCAGUUUUUUAGACGCAGUUUGUCUCCUUGUUGUUUGCUAGAGGGCUAGCAUUUGAUUCAGGAGGGCUGUGUCUGAAUAACUUAUCUCCUUUCUCCAUUGGCAGUAGUUUAAUAACACCUACUAUUGAAAACAAGUUUAAAAGACUGAUCUUUGGAUAUUCAAAAAGCACAUCUUUGCAGUGAAAAUGGUUUGGAUUUUUAUAAGAGUGUAGUCUUACCUUACUAAAAAGUGUCCAAACACAGCUCUGUCAGUCUCCCAUGCUGCAGCACAAGGCAGUAUAGUGGAGCUCACAAGUAGAUCUAUAGUGACCUGUUACAAGCCUCUGUAUAAUAUAUUGUAAUGCAAAGUAAAUGCACAUGUUCUAUUUUAAUAAUGUAAUUAUUAGAUACUAGUGUUAACUAUGAUGGCAGAACCUAUAUCACUGUACAUUCUGAAAUGUAAAAUGAUGUUGAAUGAUUUGGGAAGUACAUGGAAUUGAUUCAGUUUCAGAGUCCUGUAAAUGAGUUUCUAUGGUGUUUAGAAUGCAUCUAACUAACGAUCUAUUGACAGACUCGUUGCACCCUGAGGUUUUUGUUUCUGCAGUAAAAUUGUGUUUUAAAGUAA
This is a messenger RNA of Polyodon spathula (Mississippi paddlefish), 4306 nucleotides long. Its product is annotated as SEC14-like protein 5. Gene Ontology annotation, cellular component: cytoplasm. The record is from RefSeq and is a predicted model, not a curated record. Bases 380 to 2506 code for a protein of 708 amino acids. The transcript is spliced from 16 exons. Lineage: Eukaryota; Metazoa; Chordata; Actinopteri; Acipenseriformes; Polyodontidae.